AUGGCUAGCGAACGUGCGGUGUUUGCAAGAUGUCUGUCUUUAUUCGUGGCUUUUCAUUCUCUGUACUGUGGAAACGCUGUGAAUACGACGUUUGGUUUAGGAGCAAUGCUUUCCUCUCUGGACAACCAGAAAGUCUUCCAGAGUGCUGUGGAUAAAAUUAAUGCUAAUUCAAGCAGUCUUUUAAGGGGAGCGAUCUUGAAUGCAAGCUCCUACGUUUUAAACCCAAACCCUAUCCGUUCGGCAAUGGAUGUCUGCGAAAAACUGAUCGCUAAUGGAGUAGCGGUAGUGAUUGUUAGCCACCCAAGAGACGAACUCUCACCGCCGAUUUCUGUGUCGUACGCCUGUAGUUUCUACUGGAUUCCUGUCGUCGGGAUUUCAUCAAGAGAAACAAUCUUCUCAGAUAAGGUAUUUUUUUUCUGUUUAAGAGUAUUGUAUUUUUAAUUUGAAAUGGUUGUAUAAAGAAAUGGCAAAAAUAUGAUACAUUGAUAUUUAACGAAGAACAAUAUUGGAGUGACGACCAUCACAAGAAAAUAAUUCGUUACGCUGUGUUUUGAUAAUACGUUGUGAUUACUUGUAGAAGUUGCAAUCAUAUAUGGCCGAAGUAAUUAUCCUUUCUUUAGAAGCUAGAUAUACAGUUAGCCUCGUUUCUUCACUUCUUUAAUUUAGUAACGGCUUUAACAUUCUCAUUCAUUCAUUCAUUCUCAUUCUUCUCGAUGCUCGGUUUUUCAAGGAGAUGUAAAACAAUGAACUAAGCUUUUUAUACAGUAAUGUUUAGUAGAUUGUGUAUUAUUUAACUGAGGUGAUGAUUUUAUUCAUUACGUGGCUUUUUAUAUGGUACUUGGUAAUCAUGUGUAUGUUGCAGUUUGCCUAAUUUUGUUCAUGCAUGGUUUAUAAAGCUCCAGACUUAGGUUAUCAUACAACAUUACUUACCAUACCCCACAGUUACAAAAAAGAAAAGAAAUUAUUUUCAAAAAAAAUAGAAAAACAAUUGAACCAAAACAUAUACAUGUACAAUAGCCUCUAUAUGAGAAAGUCUAUAUGAUUAAUAAAACUCCAGAUGGAAUUUCUUGGCUUUUGAUAUAUAUCUAGGCACCCUGACAAAAAGGUUUCAAAACCUGGCUUUUACCUUUUUUUCAAAAUCACUCCACAUUUUCAUGACGGAAAUCACUAGAAAAUUGUUUUGAGUGUUAAAAUUUAGUAUAAUUUCUGAAAUGGUACAACUGUGAAUAAUUUUUGAUGAAAUUCAGCUUUAUUUAUCUUUUAUGCAGCUUUGCACCUCUAUAUUGUCUCUACUAUACACAAAAAAAUAAUGUGCAGGAAAACAAAGUUCUAAGCCAAACCAAGUGUAUUGACGGAGGGUUUCUGUGAGCUUUUAAAAAUAAAUUAUGUGGCUGAAGUUGAAUAGCCGGGACAUAAUUCAAAGCUAACAAUCCUUCCUUUUCAAGUACUAUUUUUGAUAAUAGCUUUCAAAUGUGCUCUUCUGUACAAACAAAAAUGGUGAAGUCAUCACUGGAUAUUGUCUUUCCUUUACUGAAUUAUGGUUAUAAAAUAUUACAUUAGAAAAUUCAGUGAACAGUUGUCUUGAUGUAGUUUUGUAAUACAUGUAUUUGCUUCCCCUAACUAAAAGAAUCAAAAUAUUAUCUCCAGUUUUAAAGAACAGUUACAACCAUAAUAAAAUAACAUAAUCAUGUUUGAAGAGGUGGUAGGAAGCCAUAGAUGUAGGUGACUUACCUGAUUGAUUAAGGAGUUUUUCAAUAUCAAUUUUUAGCAUUCAAGUUUGUCAUAUACAACAAAAAAAACAAACAAACAAACACAAACCAACAUAUGUUACUUUCACAGCUAUUUUAUUUAUAGCAUUGGCAUAAUAAUGCUACAAAAUAUUAAAAUAUGUAUUUUGACUGCUUAAUUUACUUAUAAAAUAAAUUACUUUAAUAACAUUUUUGGAUGGCCACAGUCCUUGGUAUAUAACUUAAUAUUUUUGGAUUUAUUUUAUGUUCUAUUUCAGUCUAUUCAUGAGUCUUUUCUGAGGACUGUUCCACCCUAUUCAGAUCAAGCUUAUGUGUGGCUGGGCUUGUUGAAGAAAUUUUCCUGGUCUAAGGUUAUUUUGCUGACAAGUAAUGACCAGGAUAGUCGCAUGAUUGCAACUAAGUUUACAGGCUUGGCUGAGAAGAAUAACAUUAAGGUGAAUUUGGAAGGCUAUUAAUAAUAACUCCUAUGUGUAGUUGCAUUGUUGAGACUCUGAUAAUUCCGAGCAAAGUGAGUUUAUAAUCUUGUUGCGUGUGAAGCAUGCGCACAGUGUGUGGAACGUGCAUGCAUCAUAGUGAGCUGCAAACUCACAGCGCCUAUACUUGUAUAUGUCUGAUGGUGUCCGCCAUGACGUCAUACAGUAGUUUGAAGUCACAUGUACAGUGCAUUUUUUGAUUCUAGGCAACAUUUGACUAAAAGCAAUUUCCCAUCAAUGACCAAAAUGCACUACAUUGAAAUUCAACGCAUUGCAACGAAGAAGGAAACAGCAGUAACAAACGGUGGAGCAGAGAAAACAUCACUCAAUGAAUGUUGAAUGCAAAAGUACUUUUAAGAGCAAAUGGGAGCAAUUUGGAUAAUUAGCCUUAAGAUAAUGAGUGAAAAUCACAGUUACAACAAAACACUUUUUACUCGCAGACAAUCAAGUUUAUACCAUAUCGCCUAAGUUUGGCUUCACUUCUUUAAAUGUGAUGAAAAGCAUACGUCGAAGGCUGAAUGGGCUAUUAACUUAGAGGCCAUGAGGGCAAGAGGAAUAAUUGUUUUAGUAAAAUCCAACUAGUUGGUCAAAAACAUUGAGAAUAAAAAAGUCUUAGCUACUUAAAGCUAGGCUUUAAUCCUUUUUUGCUUUUUGCUACUAGUGGGCUAUAAGAUAAUUAUAACCUAGUAGUAGCUCAACGAAUCAGAAUGCAGCAUUGAUAAUAGACCACUAGAUGGAUUUUACUAGUAAUAACCAAUAGAAAAUAAGAAUUAAAACAAUGGUAAAAUUAUACCAUAAAGCAUAUAAAAUGUAGGAAGGUUUCAACCCUGAAUAAUUUUUAUAUGCACAGUUGUAUAGAUAUUUCAUUAAUAUUAACCUGGAAUUUAUACUGUGAUUUUGUGAAGAUUGUGUUUAUUGGGAUCAAUAUUUCAUUCCUUUAUUUUUUUCCCUUGCAGAUAGAAAAAACUGUCAUGUUCCAGACAGGAUGCCUUAAUGUCACAUCACAGCUUGCAAAGCUGAAAAAAUUCCAGUCAAGAGUAAUCCUGUUUAGUGCCAGGUUUGUACCAUGA
Porites evermanni is the source of this 3291-nucleotide messenger RNA. The record is from the annotation of a GenBank genome assembly. NCBI's taxonomy places the organism in Eukaryota, Metazoa, Cnidaria, Anthozoa, Scleractinia, Poritidae.